Insectozyma verbasci is the source of this 375-nucleotide messenger RNA. NCBI's taxonomy places the organism in Eukaryota, Fungi, Ascomycota, Pichiomycetes, Serinales, Debaryomycetaceae. The record is from the annotation of a GenBank genome assembly.
AUGAAAUUUUCAACUAUUGCUUUAUUAUCAGCUGUCGCAACCGGUUCAAUUGCUGCAUACGCUAACGGUACCGUUACUGACAUUGCUACCACUGUUGUUACCAUUACUUCAUGUGAAGAAAACAAAUGUCAUGAAACUGCUGUUACUACUGGUUUAACUACAGUUACUGAAUUAGAAACUACUUACACUACUUACUGUCCAUUACCAACUACUGAAGCUCCUCAACCAGCUCCAUCCCACAACUCAACCGUUGCUGGUGAAUCAUCAUCAGUUGCUUCAUCAACUCAAGCUAGUGUUACUGCUAUUGAAGGUGCUGCUGUUAAAGUUGCCGUUGGUGGUGUUGCUGGUUUAGCUUUAAUUGCUGCUUUAAUCUAA